Messenger RNA from Cavia porcellus (domestic guinea pig), 510 nucleotides. Its product is annotated as paired-like homeodomain transcription factor LEUTX. Lineage: Eukaryota; Metazoa; Chordata; Mammalia; Rodentia; Caviidae. The transcript has 2 exons. The coding region runs from base 1 to 510 and encodes 169 amino acids. Gene Ontology annotation, molecular function: DNA-binding transcription factor activity, RNA polymerase II-specific; RNA polymerase II cis-regulatory region sequence-specific DNA binding. The record is from RefSeq and is a predicted model, not a curated record. Gene Ontology annotation, cellular component: nucleus. Gene Ontology annotation, biological process: regulation of transcription by RNA polymerase II.
AUGCGAACUGAAUUUACCCCUUCCCAACACUUAGUACUGCUGAGUGCCUUUGAGAAGAACAAGCAUCCAGGGCACGACGUUACAAAAGAAUUAGCUGCCAAACUGAAUUUCAGUGAAUCAGUGAUAAAGCACUGGUUUAAGAACCAGCGUAUGGAAUGGAAGAAAAAUCAGCUAAAAGUGAAGCUAGCUUCAUCACCGGGAACUUCCACACAGCCCUCUUUAGAGCAGGAGGCCCCACAAAAUCCUGUUACAAGUCCUUCACCAAUUUCUGUGACUUCAAAUGACCAUAUCCAUGACCCACUGGAGCUCUUGGAGAGUGAAAUCACCAGAAGAGAAGGAACCUCUGUGUUUGGUUCAUCAUUUGACACUCAGUGUGACAACAUUCAGGGUCAGUAUGUGGAGGAUUUUGCCAAUUUGGACACAGAUAAACUUGUAGAACUGUAUUAUCUGCCUGGGGAAGAUGAUCCCAGCAGUCUAGAUAUAUACCUCCCCCCAGGCUGCCUGCAAUGA